AUGACUCCACUUGUGGAGCUCUUUUUAAAGACCUCGUCUUCGGAUGUCGGAGACCGAGGCUCCUGUCCACUGUCACAAAAGUGGUUCAUGGUAUUUUACCUGCUGGUGGAACGGCAUGCUGUCAGUCUGCGCAUUAUUCCCGUAUGUCCGGCGAAUCCGCCCAGCAUCUACUCCGAGCUAGUUACCGACAGGCGUCUUCCCGCCGUGGCCAUCUACGAUGAACACGAUGAAGGGAAGAUCACAACGAUGCCAACUGCCGUCUACGCUGGCAACGAUGAACUGGAGGACCUGAUGCGUCAACGAUUCAGCGUGUACGUCAACGUCGACACCGAGGUGCAGUGGGCAGCCGCUGUCCUCUCGAUAUCUGAUUAA
This is a messenger RNA of Dibothriocephalus latus, 372 nucleotides long. Lineage: Eukaryota; Metazoa; Platyhelminthes; Cestoda; Diphyllobothriidea; Diphyllobothriidae. The record is from the annotation of a GenBank genome assembly.